Molecule: messenger RNA, 1149 nt
Organism: Cololabis saira (Pacific saury)
Lineage: Eukaryota; Metazoa; Chordata; Actinopteri; Beloniformes; Belonidae
Exons: 6
Coding region: 1-1149 (382 amino acids)
Source: RefSeq, a predicted model, not a curated record
AUGUCGUCUACUCCUCCGUCGCCUCGCGAAGAUGAAGACGUGUCGGCGUCUCCCACGGCAACGAGCUGUGACACAGGGAGGAGUCUGACCCGUCUGCUGCUCCGGCGAGUUCACGAAAACCCGGACGUGUUGGAGCUUCAACUCAUCAAGACGUUCGACUCUGAGAGACUGGAGAUGGCAGUUUACGGCCCGGCGAUCCUCUGCAGCUUCUGGUUCCUUCUGACGGGUGCUCAAGAUCCAACUGUGACAUACCAGUUUGCAAGAACGUGUGCAGUACUAGGAUCCACCGUCACCAUCCCCUGCAGCUUCACACCUAGAGAGUCUUUCUAUAAAGACGGUAAAGAAAUUCGACUGCGGGUUGUUAGAGUCCUCUGGUGUCAGAACAGUCUGCAGUGUCGAAAGCCCAGCCCAGCUGUGUUUGACAGUAAUUCAACAAACAACGACCCUCGUUACCGAUACCUGGGGGACAUGAAGGGAAUCUGCACUUUACAGAUCAGAGACGUUCAGAGGAAAGACGGCAAAGGACCAGACGGGUCACAAGACGACUCAACGUUUCGCUUCAGGAUAGAAGCUGAUCAUCCUAUAGGAGAUUUCACUAAUUUAACCGGAGUGAUAGUUACAGUUGUUGGUGGGAUUAAACUGAGAAUAAAAACCUCCAGUAACGAGUCCAGACGAGGUCAAUCAGUCUCUCUGCAGUGCACCUCUUCAUUCUGCACCUUCCACCACCUGAAUGUCACCUGGUUCAGAGAUGGCCACGCCCUCCCAGAGUCUGGACACGCCCUCCAGCUCGGCCCUCUGACUGCAGGGGAUUCUGGGAACUACACCUGCGCUCUGAGCACGGACGUGAACACACGGUCUGACCCGUUCAGCCUGCAGGUGGAGGACGGAGACGGAGACGGAGACGGUCCUGAGGAUGGAGGUAAGACCCGGCGUCUGGCCCUGAUCCUGGGCGGCGUCUCCGGCGUCCUGCUGGUCCUCGUGGUUCUGGUGCUGCUCUGCUUCACUCUGAGGAAACGAGCAGCGGCCAAGCAGCAAAGCAUCAUGGGAGCUGAGACAGAACUCAAGGUUAGUCCAGGAAUUCAGUCUUGUUGUUUCUGGAGGAAGCUGGAAAAGUCUGAUCUCUACGGUUCACGCUGCUACCGAUGGUGA